Messenger RNA from Oppiella nova, 1746 nucleotides. Lineage: Eukaryota; Metazoa; Arthropoda; Arachnida; Sarcoptiformes; Oppiidae. The record is from the annotation of a GenBank genome assembly.
GUGAAGAUAGAAGUCAUGCUCAGCUCAGCUCCAGAUCUGAUUCUUUCUAUUCAUUCAUUUCAUUCAAUUCAAUACAACCCUUAUUAUAGUGUAGUAUAAGUCCACAUGUGAUCAUAAUCUGUUGGAAUCGACACUCAUUUGCUUUCAAAUUUGUCUCAUUUCAAGAAUUACUUUGAAUUCUUGAAUAAAAUAUCAUUUGAUGACAUAUUUGGGAUAUUGAAAGCAUAAGAAUGGCUGAAACAACAGAAUAUACAGAAGUUCCGCAAACCAACGAAAAGGAAAGGCCUAAAAGUCCGGAAUCGAAAGCGGAAAACCCGGAUGUGAUAUGUUUAAAGCCCAAAAUGACCCUUCUCAAUGGCAUCACUGUAAUCGUUGGCAGUAUAAUCGGUUCGGGAAUAUUCGUUUCGCCUAAAGGUGUGUUGGAGAACACGGGAAGUGUUGGACUAUCUCUCGUGGUUUGGAUUACGUCCGGUGUCUUCUCCAUGAUCGGCGCCUACUGUUACGCUGAGUUGGGAUGUAUGAUCACUAAGUCGGGCGCCGAUUACGCGUAUAUCAUGGAGUCUUUCGGACCUUUUCUCGCUUUCAUAAGACUUUGGAUUGAAUGUAUGAUAGUGAGGCCGUGUUCGCAGGCAAUAGUGGCGCUCACGUUCUCGUUCUAUGCGUUGAGACCCAUAUUCCCAGACUGUGAGCCCCCGGACCUCGCCGUCAGAUAUCUGGCCGCCAUCUGCAUCGGUCUAUUAACUUUUGUCAACUGUUGGGACGUCAAGUGGUCAAUAAGAGUCCAGGAUUACUUUACAUAUGGAAAAUUGUUGGCAUUGACUACAAUCAUUAUAACCGGAAUCGUUCAGCUCUCAAAAGGACAUACGGAACAUUUCUCGUUUGUCCAGGACAAGGCUGUUCCCAACGUGGACAUCACAACAAUUGCGCUCUCAUUUUAUUCAGGAUUAUUCGCAUAUAAUGGAUGAACUAAAGGAGCCUCACAAAAAUCUUCCAAGAGCUAUAUUCAUAUCAUGUAUUUUAGUGACAGUGGUCUAUACCCUCACUAUAAUCGCAUUCCACUCGACUCUAAGUGUGGGCGAAGUAUUAGGUGCCGAAGCAGUGGCCGUCACAUUCGCUGAACGAUUGUACGGAUGGAUGGCAUGGAUAGUACCGGUGUUCGUAGCCAUGUCCACAUUUGGUGGCGUCAAUGGAAUCCUAUUAACUUCUUCGAGACUGUUUUAUGCGGGCGCCGAACAAAAGCAAAUGCCGGAGAUUUUAGCAAUGAUUCAGAUCUCACACCUGACACCAACUCCUGCUGUGAUCUUUAUGUGCAUUCUGUCGCUGAUCUACUUGACCUCCAAAGAUAUCUACGCUCUGAUCAAUUACGUGGGAUUCGCCACAUGGCUGGCCAUUGGAUUGGCUGUUGUUUGUCUUCCAUACCUGCGCUGGAAACAGCCAGACCUGCCCCGACCUAUUAAAGUGAACCUCAUUUGGCCCAUCAUUUACAUCUUAGCAUGGGAUUCGCCACAUGGCUGGCCAUUGGAUUGGCUGUUGUUUCCAGACCUGCCCCGACCUAUUAAAGUGAACCUCAUUUGGCCCAUCAUUUACAUCUUAGCCUCUAUAUUCAUAACAGUGGUGCCAAUGCUUGCAGACCCAGUCGGCACUGGGUUCGGAUGUCUUAUUAUACUGACUGGAGUUCCCGUAUAUUUCCUUUUUAUUGCGUGGAAAAGGAAACCCAAAGUUAUACAAAACGCUUUCGACAUUUAG